Messenger RNA from Gadus morhua (Atlantic cod), 2107 nucleotides. Its product is annotated as X-linked interleukin-1 receptor accessory protein-like 2. NCBI's taxonomy places the organism in Eukaryota, Metazoa, Chordata, Actinopteri, Gadiformes, Gadidae. Gene Ontology annotation, biological process: signal transduction. The transcript has 10 exons. The record is from RefSeq and is a predicted model, not a curated record. Bases 235 to 1866 code for a protein of 543 amino acids.
AGAAAGUGAAUUCCCCAUCAUAAUGUCAACACGCGAAAGUGUGGGUGGCUACUUCUCUCCGCCAGCGUUCAUUGAUCAGAAACUAACGUGGGAGGUCUUUUCUAAAUCUGUUUCCCUUCCAAAAGAGGGAGGCAUACAUCACGGGACUCUGGACCCUGUAGUCGAAGUAUAUUGCCUCAGUUGUUAACAGAUCCUUUCAGUUUUACUAUUAGUCUUCUGGAUAUUCUGGUACCAAUGGCAACUCUUUUCCUUGCGGUGUUGUAUUUCCUAUCAUUUCAAGGUCUCCGCAGCGCGUUCGGGGACCAGCACAGAAAGCUGACCGCAACGCAGGGAGAAAUGCUCGUUGUAAAGUGCGGCUGCCUCACACGCGGCCUCCCGGGGGGCACCAACAUCACCUGGACCCAUCACCACCCCUCAGAGAGCCAGCGGCCCCUGUUGCAGAGUCGUGAAGACCCGGACGAGGACGCCCUGGGGGACCCCAGCGGGGACUUGGUGGUGCUGAGUGCGUCCGUGGAGAGGCAGGGCAACUACUCCUGCUCCCCGUGGAAUUCCAACGCCACCUGUUGGUACACUUUGACUGUGAGCCCGACCAGACAGGAGGAGGUCCGUGUUAAAGACUGCGAAAAAGGGUUAUCCUGCAACCUGAAAAAUUUCUGCCCGAGGGAUUUGGUUAUCCCAUCACUUAAACUCCUCAAAAAAACAGUGUGGCAAAAGGACAACGAGGGGGACUCCUCUAACGGCUAUUUCGAAAAAGUGGCGGAGAAAGAUGAGGGCGUCUACACCUGCCGCCGGUCAUAUCAGUAUCGCGGACGAUUGUAUAACCUUACCAGCACCGUGAUGCUCAAGGUCAAAAAGCCAGCGGAUUCAAUCCCCCGCAUCUGGUCCCCCAAACCAGGGAUGGUGUACCCGGUACAGUUAGGUUCCCAGCUGGUGGUGCCCUGUGAGGUGGAGGUUUACAACAUGUUUGAUGGUUCGUACUGGUUAGACGGGAAGUCGUUUGUGGAGGACGACCAGAAUCAGUCAGUUUACUCUAACCAGACAGAAAAGAAGGGCGAGAAGGGAGAACGAAAGAUCACUACGUCUCUCGUCUUCCAGAAGGUUACAGCGGACCAACUUUCAAGGACUUACACCUGUAAGCUGGAGUCUACGCGAAAGCACUCCAACGUCUCCAUCACUCUGGCUCUGAAAGAUGUGCCGGUCUCCAGUCUCAGGGUGGCCCUCCUGGCUGUGCUCUUCGCCAUGCUAGCAGUGGUCUCCUCCGGCCUGGUCUUCUACUGGUGUAGAGUCCCCUUCACCCUCUUACUGAGGGACAAGCUCGACUGCCAUAGCAACGUCUCAGAUGGGAAGCCCUACGACGCGUACCUGAUGACCUAUCCGAGCCAAACGGAGACUGCCCUCAGCGAGGAGGACCGGAGGUGGAUGGAGAACGUUCUGGAAGAACAGCUGGGGUACCGCCUGUGUCUCCAGGAUCGGGAUGUGUCUCCAGGGGAAGCCGUGGCGGAUGCAGUGAUGCGGUGCAUCCUGCAGAGCCGUCGGGUGGUGCUACUGCCCAGCGCUGAGGACCAGCCCGCCCUGUGCUACGGCCUGCCCAGCGCCAUCCACUCUGCCCUGGUGGACAAGAAGAGCCGCCUGCUGCUCAUCCGGACCAAGACCCCCCGGAAGGUCUCGGUGGAGCAGCCAGAGGAGGGGGGCUCCAGAGCCUUACCCGAGUCCCUGAGACUGUUGACUAAGGCUGGGAGCUCCGUCACCUGGGGGGGACCCUGCUCUCGGCCUCUCUCCUCGUCCUUCUGGAAGAACCUACGAUACCACCUGCCCGCCCCGCGCAAGCUGAAGGCCAUGCAUAGCGCUCUUGACUCAGUGUGCUAACCCUGGUUAGCAUGGUUUGCAGACUCAGUGUUCUAACGCCAGUAAGCAUCUGGCUAACCCUGUUGAGUAUAGAACUUUAGCCUCAGUGUGCCACCCCUGGUUAGCAUAGUAUGCAGACUCAUGCCGUGUUCCAAUACCCGUACUAUCCGUACUUACUUUCCAAAUUUUUAGUACGUAGUACGUUCCAAUUCAGAUCCGGCGAAAAUAAGUAUACUUCAAGGACCCGGAUGUCGUACUCAAA